AUGGCCGACACAGCACUGGAGCUCGAGACGACGCAGGACGUGGAUGCGCAGGCUGCUGGCAGCAACCAGAGGGUGGAGACUGCGCCAUCUCCUUCUCCAGACCUAUCGGCACCGAUUGCGACAAGUUUGAGCGGUCGCGUGCGCAAGACGGCGCAGCUGUUUACGUUUGCGCAGGUCAAGAGCGACGAAGCAGACGCGUUCACACCUCCCGUGGGCAAAGGGGUCAAAGUACGCGACGUGGAGUUUAUCAAACACAAUGUCGAGGCGCUGGGAAAACAGCAGCACGAAAUGAUCCGUCAGCUCUACAGCAUUAUGUUUGGACGUCGGUUCCAGCAGAAAAACGUGAAGGCUAUCAAAGAGCAUAUUUUGGAAUUCUCGGGCAUUGUCGAGCAGGACGAAAAGUCUCGCGAGAACUUGGUUGCUAAGAUGGGCAAGUGGAAGAUGACAUUCGUCCACGACGUGAUGAAUCUAUUGGCGGUGGACCGAUCGAAGAAGUCAUUCGAUGAGGAAGGAAAAGUGCCAAACAAGGAAGCUCUUCUAGAUCGUCUGGUUGACUGGCUGUAUAACCCGCAGAAGACGAAGCUUGCUGAAAAGAAAGCUACAAUUCUAGCAAGAAAAGUGAAGCAGAGAGCAAACAAGCGGGCGAAAGCCGCCAAGAAAAAGGCGAGUGAGUCUGUGAAAAAGAAGCGCAAGACUACCAAGAAGACGGCGGUUGCUGUCGAGGAAACGGAUGAUGCAGAUCACGUCGAAGCUACAGAGUCCGAAGGCGAGGAGUCAUGUAGCGAUUUUGAAGAGAAGAAGGAGAAGAAGAAGACCGUAAAGAAACAGAAGGUCACUAGUCGGACGACGAAGUCGCGCAUCAUAGAAAGCGGCGACGAAGACGAUGUGAGUGAGAAGGGACUGGACGGCCCUGCCGAGAAGAAAGAGAAGCAGUCCGCAGUCACAAAGUGGAAGAAGCAGCCAGCUACCAAGGCUGAGGACGCGGCAAAGGCCGUGGACAAAGGAGAGUCCGAGUCCGAGGUGGAGACUCUGGACUCCGGUGUGCGCAGCAAGAUCCGAGAUAUCAUUGCCCGCGGCAACGCGGAAGAGCUAACGUUGAAGAAGAUUCUGCGGCAGUUGAGUGCAGAUCUGGGACGUGACAUGACCGCACAGAAGAACGCAAUCAAGCAGUUCAUCACGAGCGACCGAGCGGAGACAUAA
Messenger RNA from Hyaloperonospora brassicae, 1200 nucleotides. The record is from the annotation of a GenBank genome assembly. Lineage: Eukaryota; Oomycota; Peronosporomycetes; Peronosporales; Peronosporaceae.